GAGAGAGAGGGAGAUGUAAAGAUGGCGGAGCUGCAGAUGCUGCUGGAGGAGGAAAUUCCAGCGGGUCGCAGAGCGUUGUUGGACAGUUUCACCAACCUCGACAGAGUCGCCGAGUACUGCGAAAGUAACUACGUGCAGGCUCCAGACAAGCACGUCGCUCUAGAGGAAACCAAGAACUACACUACUCAGUCCCUGGCCAGCGUGGCCUACCUGAUCAACACUCUCGCCAACAAUGUGCUCCAAAUGCUGGACAUCCAGGCGUCUCAGCUGCGCCGCAUGGAGUCCUCCAUCAACCACAUCUCUCAGACGGUGGACAUCCACAAAGAAAAAGUGGCCAGGCGGGAGAUCGGCAUCCUCACAACCAACAAGAACACCUCUCGCACACACAAAAUCAUUGCUCCAGCCAAUCCCGAGAGGCCAGUGCGGUACAUACGCAAACCUAUCGAUUACAGUAUGCUGGACGACAUUGGUCACGGUGUGAAGGUCAACACCCAAAACAUGAAGAUGGGGAGUCUUCUUCGCACCACACCUCCCACACAGAAACCACCCAGUCCGCCGAUGGCAGGCAAAGGCACGAUAGGGAGACACUCGCCCUACAGAACACUUGAGCCAGUGCGGCCUCCUGUGGUCCCUAAUGACUACGUUCCAAGCCCAACACGCAACAUGGUGCCCAUCCUGCACCAAAGUCCUGUGCGCACGGCGUCUGUUAAUCAGAGGAACCGCACCUACAGCAGUGGAAGCAGUGGUGGCAGUCAUCCCAGCAGCCGCAGCAGCAGUCGGGAAAACAGCGGGAGCGGCAGUGUCGGCCUUCCCAUUGCUGUGCCCACACCCUCUCCACCCAGCGCCUUCCCAGCGUCUGGUGCCAGCACACCCUCAGCUCCAACUAACUCCACUCAGCCGUCUGUCACUUCCUCUAGUUUAACCCCCACACAGCCUCCUAUCACCCCCAGCUCAAACUCUGACUCUCCCCCCACUCAUCCUGACUCCAGCGAGAGCUCAGAUAAAGGCUCUCCUCCUUCCCAACCACCCCUCACUUCAGCUGAAGCUAGUGCUACAUCCAGCUCCAACCCUGAGACAGGUGCUCCUCAGUUCUACAGCAUGAACAGGCCCGUCCCCAGACAGACUGCACCCUCAGUCGGGGGUUCACUGCCGUACCGCAGACCACCCUCACUCACGGGUCAGACUUCCAUGCCACCUAGCCAGCAGAAUGGAGGGCCUUAUUACAAUCAGAACCAAGCUUCAGUGGCCCCCCCUCCCCCCUCCGUACUGCAGAUCACACCCCAGCUUCCACUGACGGGGUUUGUGGCUCGCGUUCAGGAAACCAUUACAGAUGCGCCUCCUCCACCUCCUCCAUCAGAAGAGCCCAUGUUUGAAGACACACAAAAUCCAGCUGCUCUUCCAGAAGACUAUGAGGAAGAGGAGUCUUCUGUGGUGGAGUACAGUGACCCAUACGCUGAGGAAGACCCACCAUGGGCUCCACAAACAUACCUGGAGAAAGUGGUGGCAAUCUACGACUACGUGCGGGACAAGGAAGAUGAGUUGUCUUUCCAGGAGGGAGCCAUCAUCUAUGUGAUUAAAAGAAUGACGACGGCUGGUAUGAAGGUGUGAUGAGCGGCACUACAGGACUUUUCCCUGGAAACUAUGUGGAGUCCAUCAUGCACUACACAGAGUGAGCAUGUCCUCUGUCCCACACCAGCGCUGAUCUUACACUGCAGAAAAGUGCAUGAGUGCAAACAAACCAUGCUAAUAACAGGCCGUGUUCGGAGAGGAGUGCUACAAUUGAAGAGGAAGCAAUAUGAAGCUGAACAUCCAGACUUUGCACAGACGACAUUUAAAAAAAUGAUAGAAAUAACAUGUUUACUUUUACCUAUAAUGAAGGAUAAUGAGUUUGAAGGCAGGAUAUGCAUAAGCUAGAUUUGGUGUGGCUAUAUUUUUCAUGGAGUGUGUCUUUAUUUUUCCACCUUUGCUCAUUCUACAGAAUUUGGAGGGCUGCGCUGGGGCUGACAGAUUAUUGGGGGGAGUGUGAUAGGUAAUUGUGUGUUUAUGAAGCCGUUUACAUUGUGGUCACAGUUUAAAAAGGGAUUUAUCAGUUUGAGUUGAAUAGAACAUGUUAAUACGGAGAAGUUGCUUUCUAAUUAUUACAUGUUGUGACAGCAUAAGGUUUUUAAACGACAUGUUGAGACAGCUCUGUAAAGUGUUUUGAUUGUUCAAAAAUGUUUGAUUUAUAUCUUUAUUCUAGACUCUGUUUCAGCUGGUUUGAAGAAACAGCAAGUGGAUGUGAAUGAGACCAAAGUGCUCGAGACUGAAUCUUUUCGUUUCAGCUCAGUCAGAUUUGUUUACACAAAGGUCUCACUGUGGUUUUACUUAAUAAAUGUGUUCCCCCAUGAGAAUCGGUCAGCCCUAAUACACAUGCAGCAGCAGACAUAUCUAAUCACCUCAUGAUCUUCAACAGUUGUACAUUUAAAUAUUGUGUAGUAACACUAACCCAUUGGUUAAUAUUUGAUAAGUGUAUGUAGUGCUUCAUAGGCUGCAUGCUUAAUAAAACAAAACUUAUUUACAUUUCUUUA
Danio aesculapii is the source of this 2567-nucleotide messenger RNA. RefSeq names its product abl-interactor 2a (gene abi2a). Gene Ontology annotation, cellular component: lamellipodium. The record is from RefSeq and is a predicted model, not a curated record. Gene Ontology annotation, molecular function: SH3 domain binding. Bases 22 to 1608 code for a protein of 528 amino acids. The transcript has 11 exons. Lineage: Eukaryota; Metazoa; Chordata; Actinopteri; Cypriniformes; Danionidae.